Molecule: messenger RNA, 4652 nt
Organism: Fundulus heteroclitus (mummichog)
Lineage: Eukaryota; Metazoa; Chordata; Actinopteri; Cyprinodontiformes; Fundulidae
Product: clustered mitochondria protein homolog
Exons: 28
Coding region: 232-4380 (1382 amino acids)
Biological process (GO): intracellular distribution of mitochondria
Cellular component (GO): cytoplasm
Molecular function (GO): protein binding; mRNA binding
Source: RefSeq, a predicted model, not a curated record
AGAGGGGCAUGAGUCACAGUUCUGAACAGUGAGCCGUUUACUUUCACUCCACUGGGCUCUCUCUCUCCCCCUCUCUCUCUCUAUCUCUCUCUCUCUCUCUCUGUCUCUCUCUCUCACACACACACAGUCCGACUGCACAAAUCAAACGCUGUUCAUCCACCCCCUUCUGCUCCAGCAGUUCUUAGACAGGACCUUUUCUUAGGGAGCAACAGAGAAGUAAAACUCCCAGCCAUGAAGGACAAAGUGAGGAAAGGAGGAGGAAGAAAUCAGGUCAAAACUGAUGCAAUCAACGCACCCUCUGGAGAUGAUGCCGUUGAUAUCAAACAGGAUGAGGGCACGGCGUUUCCUGUGAAGAUCCAAGGAGCAGGAGUAGAGAUGUUUGAGCUGCAGGUAAAUGCAUUUUGGCUCGUUCAAGAUGCAAUAAUGGCCCUGCUCUCGAGGAAUGAGGUGUGUCCACGCUCCAACUUGUCUCUAGCUCUAGCUGGGACGACAUUGGAUCCACUCGCUGAACUGCAAAGUCUUAAGGGACUUAAGGCAGGAGCUCUCAUUCGUCUGGUUGAAGAGCCUUAUACCUUCCACUCAGCCAGGCACCACUUGGCUCGGGUUGUGGAGCUGUUGAGGGCAUCCGGACCCCAUGAUGCACUGAGAGAAGGACGGUCGCCAAGCGUACUGGAGACACUCACACACACACCUGACUCCAGCUUACCAAAUGGAAAGAGCCUGAAGCGCUCGUUAAGCAACACAAAGGGAGAAUCAGCCAGCCAGGAUGGAGCUCCACCUGACUACCUCCUGCCUGGUUCCUCAGAAAGACCACUUAUGGCCCUGCUACCACACAGUUCUCAACCAGAGGCCCCCAGUUACCUGAAGGACAUGUCUCUCAGCUGCUGGCACCCCCCUCCAGGACACAGGAAGCUGCAGGGAGACUUCAUGUACAUCACUGUGGUGACAAUGGAGGGUCGACAUUGUGACAUCACAUCCUGUCCCAAAGGUUUCUUCCUGAACAGGUCCACUGAAGAUAUAUUCGACCCUCGUCCCGCACAGUCUUCUCCCGUCUGUCACUGUCUCACUGACUUGCUGUGUCACAUCAGUCCUACUUUUAAACAAGCCUUUAGCACACUCAAAAACAGGCCACAACAGCCAUCAAUAGAGGCGAUGCCCACUCCUUAUCACACGCUGUGCUGGCUUGGACCUCCGUGUGCCUCUCGCACUCACAAGAACACCUUCAGUAGAUUGGGGGUGGAUGACCAUGCAGCUGCACAGGCUCCAGACUGGAACGAGGAGUUACAAGCAGCCAGAGAUCUUCCCCAGGGAAGUCUGGAUGAAAGGCUGCAGAGAGACAAAACUUUGCUGCAGGUUAACAGCGCUUUCGUGAGGACGGUCAUGCAGGGCGCUGAGACUGUUGUGGAUGGAUUUGUUGAGCCGGUAAAUGGAAACCCAGAGGACCCAGCAUUCCUGUGGAGUGGCCUGUUCAUGAGCCAGGGGGCCACGAGUUCAGUGUUUGGUGGUGAGCGGGGUCGCAGAGCAGCUCAGAGGCUGGAGCUUAAAGCCAUACAGGCUUACAGCGACUUAGAGGGGCUGCAGGGGCUGCAUACCUUACCCACCGCCAUCGUAGACUACAGAGGAGUGCGUCUGUCGGCCCAGGGUCUGGCCCCUGGCUUUGAAAGCUCAGAACAGGACCAGAAAGACUCUCCUGCCUCGAGAGGUUUGCUUUAUGGAGUGAAUGCAGGACCCCAAGAAUCCGCUCAUCGCAGACGGCUGCUGUCCCUGCUGGCUCACGCGGCCAAGAAUCUGUCCAUCCAGAGACAUGUUGUUGUGGCUCCCAAGGGUCACCAGGUGCCUCUGUUCACCUCCGUGGAUGCUCAGGGGCUCCUGGGGGCCGACGGGAGGUUCUACCUACUAGAUGUCUUCAGAAGCUUCCCAGCCGAUGCCAACUUCUGUCCAGAAGGGAAAACACAAAGUCAAACAGUUAACGGAGAUGAAGAGAGCAGCAAAAGCUGUAAAGAGGAUGACGAGGAGAGGGACGGGAAUGGAAAGGAAGGCUGGCCAGAGAAUUACCAGGGCGUUUCUGGGCUUCCAAAAAGCUUUCCUCAUGGCCUCUGCAGGCUGAGGCCAGAGCUGGUGCAGGCUUUCACUCAGCAUAAACAUUGUCAGUUUACUCAACGUGUGAAGGAGAAGAUGGAGGAAAACGGAGGAUUUGAAGAAUGUGCAACAGCCUGUGACUCUCGGGCGACCGAUGCAGUGCGAGCCGCAUGCAGAGACGUGGGCUCAGUCAGUGACAUUAUCUUUGAGAUGCGCUUUAACCCAAACGUUUUCUCGCCAGGGAUAAGUUUUCCUCCCACUGAGAGCGCUUCAACAAACCUGCAGGAGAAGCUGCUGAGAGAAGCUGCAGCUUUUAUCAUCACGCACCAGAUACCAGCCUUUUUGCAGUAUUGCCUACAAAGCAACGAGGCGCCGAUGGACGGAGCGUCCCUGAAGCAGGCGCUACACCAGAGAGGCAUCAACCUGCGCUACCUGGGGCACGUGGUCAAGGCUAUUUGCCAGUCAGAGCACAAGGAGCGCCUCAGGCACAUAAUGAGAUCAACUAUAAGUGAAAUUUUCAUCCGUUCAACAAGAAGAGUGUUCAACCAUUUCCUACAGGGCGUGGACGUGCCGAGUCUCUCCGCUGCCGUCACUCACUUCCUCGGUUGCCUGCUGGUGCACCACUUCAUGCCCGCUCCUGUCGGGGAGGACGCAAAGAAAAAGUCCAGGAGGCGGGGCCGUGGGGCCGGGGCCUCGGAGAGCACGCCUUGGAGUAUGCUCACUGGGUCAGAGCUGUGGAAUCUGGUCUGCCAAGAUGCUGCCGAAACAUACGGCAUCUCUGACAGUCUUGGCUCUGGUCCGAAUCACUUGGUGGAGCACUACGGACUUCAAAAGAUCUCUUUGCUGAGGGAGUUCUGUUUAAAGACCGGAGUCCAGUUGCGACUGAAAGACUACAUCCUUGACAACCACAACAAGGCUCCCAUGAGUCCAGACGACGUCCUUAACAUCUUCCCCAUUGUGAAGCACAUCGACAUGCCGACUGUGGAUGCUUCUAGAGCAUACCGUGCUGCGCAGAUUUCCAUUGAGAAGGGCCUGCUAGAUAAGGCCCACGAACAGCUGAAGGAAGCAGCUUACCUGUACGGCAGGGUGUGUGAUGACAUGGACGUUGACGCCUGUUACUGCAACAGCAUGUUGGCCAAGGUGGCCUUCCUGCAGGGGAAAGCAGCUGAGGCUCGCAGCGUUCAGCUGAAGUCAGUGGUUAUCAGUGAGAGGUUGCUUGGCUUUGACCAUCCAAACACCAUACAGCAAUACGCCCUUCUAGGUGUGUAUGCGUAUGCUGGAGGAGAGACGACCCUGGCUCAGAAAUGUCUUCUCAGAGCUCGCCUGCUUAUGCUAACAGUCCAUGGAGAAGACCACCCGUACGCCGCAACACUGGACAGCUGUCUUGGGCUGGUGCUGACAGAAGACCAAACAGGACAGUUCCUGAAGAACGCCCUGAAACUUAACACCUCCUUCUUCGGCCCCACAGAUCUGCAUACCGCUCUCAGCCACCACCUGUUGGCCCAGUGGAUGUGCAGUAAAGGAGACUACAGAAGUGCGAUGACACACGAGAAAGAAUCCUUCUCUGCCUUUACGUCCUUGUUUGGAGAAGAUCACUCACAAACACGCUGUAGCAAAGAGUUCCUGGGCACCAUAACCAAGCAGGCAGUCAAGGUAGAACGCACUCUCAGACAGGCAGGAGGCGAUUCUGCUGAGCAAGCCGUGGAGUGUCUAACCCCUACAUCUGACACUAUUCUGGAGCAGAUGGUUCUGGUUACGGGGAUCAGGAGGAUUACACGCAGCGACAGGUUCCAGGAGUAUAAGCAGAAACACCUGGAACGAAAGGCCGCGGCAGCAAAAGAGCUGGGAUUCAAGCUCCCGAUCUGGCCUCUUAACUCACAUCUCGUUGGCAAAGAAGAGAAAAGCUCGGACAAAGAAAGUGGAAGCGGGAACGGAGGGAUGGAAGCGGAGAAGAAAGACAGCGAGAGCCAACAGCAGCAGCCACAGGAGGCGACGUCUGCCGAGAGCGGUGCAGGUGCCUUAGCCAACGGUCAUGCGGCAGAGCAUGAGAAAACCGAUGGGGAAGCUGACAGAGAAGUUACAGAUGCUGGGGUCCAGGCAGGGAAUGAAGGGGGGGUGCAGUCUGCCUCGGGGUUGAAAAACGGGGACCUAAAUAGAGACAUGGACACGAUACCCAGCCCAUCUGCUCUCACCAGUAAACUGACCUGGGCAGAUGUUGUUUCAAAAUCUAGCACUGGAACAGGGAGCAAGGCGGUAAACGGAGUAGACAGUGUUACUGCCAACGGAGCGGCUGAAGAGUGAAAACACUGAAAAAAAACGCACCACGGUUUGUAGGUGCGCGUUUUCUACAGACACUGCUGUGAGAUGAAAGUAUCCUUGAAAUUAGCAUUUUAAUUUGAUCGAAACAACAGGAAGGUAGUAUUAAGAGAGACGACGAGUAUUCUUUCCUGUUUUGAGAUGUUUCAGUGUCCCAGACGCUAUGAGAAAUUUGUGUUGUGUGUAUGCUUUUUUUUUCUCUCUUCCAAAAAUAAAGUUUUUACUCUGCUGUAAUAAAAACACAUUGUCUUCUUUUA